CAUAAUACCACUGCUCUCUGAUCAACAUUUAAACCCCUUUCUGAUCCAUCUCUUGUAAUUCCCUCGCUUGUACUUCUGUCCAAUGUCAUACCCGAAAGCUUUCCUUCUGCCAUUGGCCCUCGCAGCUAGCUGUAGCUUCGCCCGCGAGAUCACAUUCCCUCCAGUCUCUGGCUUCGCGAGCCCACAACAGCUGGGUUGGAACGACCAUGGAUUUGCCUCUCUCGAAGGAGCAUUCAAUGGUCUCACCACGUAUGCCAACCUACCAUAUGUCUACUGUUUAGCACCCGAAGGCCAAGAGGUGGAAGGUUAUGACAUCGCGAUCCUAGGUGCUCCUUUCGAUACGGGUGUUACUGCCCGGCCAGGCACGAGAUAUGGGCCUGGUGGCAUCCGUCAAGGUUCUCGUAGACUUCAACCGGGCGAGUACAGCAUAUACACAGGUGAGGAUGUGUUCCAAGAAUGGGCCAAAGUGGUCGACUGCGGAGAUGCCCCAUUGACGUUUCUGGACAAUACCGUUGCGCUGAAGCAACUUACGCAAGCGCACAAGGUCAUCUCUGGGCGACGAGGAAAAGCUAGCGAUUAUUCUCAGCCUAGAAUCAUUACACUGGGUGGAGAUCAUACCACGACAUUGCCUGCCUUGAGAUCAACGUACGAGCAUUGGGGCCAAGUAAGCGUCAUACAUUUUGAUAGUCAUAUUGAUACCUGGGAUCCAAAAGUUCUAGGAGGAGGGAUAUCUCAUUAUGCAGGCGUCAAUCAUGGCACAUUCCUGCAUAUAGCUCACGAGGAAGGCUUGAUCCGUAAUACCUCGAUACAUGCUGGCAUAAGAGCUCCUGUAUCACGGCCUAAAGGCGAUAUUAGAAAUGAUCUUCGCUGUGGCUUCACUAUGAUAAAAGCUCGAGAUCUAGACCAUAUUGGUGUUGCCGGUGUGAUUGAUUUGCUGAAGAAAAGAGUGGGAGAUUCGAAUGUCUACAUUAGCGUUGAUAUAGACGUUUUAGAUCCUGCAUUCGCGCCAGCGACGGGAACUGCAGAGGUCGGCGGCUGGACAACGCGCGAACUCCUGUCGAUUCUUGAUGGUCUCAGUGGACUAAAGGUGGUGGGCGCCGAUGUUGUUGAAGUUGCACCAAUUUAUGAUAACCCAGGUGAGACGACUGUACUGGCGGCUGCUGAAGUUGUUAAGUCUCUGAUCGGCUUGAUGGUCCACAAACCUAUAGAAGCAGCCGGGAGUGGUGAGGAAUUGAACGAGCUGUGAGAGCCCAUGGCUUACGGAAAGAGAUCUUUCAUAAAUCAUCGCAUUGGGCAUGGAAAGAUAUAGACGCCGACUAAACAUAUGAUAAUUUAUGUAGAAAGUUAGAAGUGCGCUAGUGCUGU
Aaosphaeria arxii CBS 175.79 is the source of this 1365-nucleotide messenger RNA. Its product is annotated as Arginase/deacetylase. Gene Ontology annotation, molecular function: agmatinase activity; metal ion binding. Lineage: Eukaryota; Fungi; Ascomycota; Dothideomycetes; Pleosporales. Bases 83 to 1246 code for a protein of 387 amino acids. The record is from RefSeq and is a predicted model, not a curated record. The transcript has 10 exons.